Glarea lozoyensis ATCC 20868 is the source of this 2682-nucleotide messenger RNA. Its product is annotated as (Trans)glycosidase. Gene Ontology annotation, biological process: glucan catabolic process. The coding region runs from base 1 to 2682 and encodes 893 amino acids. The transcript has 5 exons. Lineage: Eukaryota; Fungi; Ascomycota; Leotiomycetes; Helotiales; Helotiaceae. The record is from RefSeq and is a predicted model, not a curated record. Gene Ontology annotation, molecular function: beta-glucosidase activity.
AUGUCGUCUGUACGUUAUUGCUUGGCCCUGUUCGUGGUUUGUCAAGGUGUGUUGGCAAUAUCAGCAGAAUAUGAUUUCGCCGGAGAAUACGCGAAAAUCACCCAACUGCAAUCCUCACAAGAAUUCGCAUUUGAAAAGCGAGACGAUGUCCCCGCUGGAUAUGUCGCUUCACCAUAUUAUCCCACUCCUAAAGGGGGUUGGGUCUCAAGCUGGAGUGCAGCCUACGCAAAGGCCGAGAAAGUAGUUGGAAAUAUGACAUUGUCCGAAAAGGUCAAUAUGACGACUGGAACGGGGUUCUUGAUGGGGCCAUGUGUGGGAAACACUGGAUCUGCUCCGCGAUUUGGGAUUCCGAAUCUUUGUCUCCAAGACUCCGCGCUAGGAAUCGCUGCUACAGAUAACAUCACCGCUUUUCCAGCUGGAAUCACAACUGGGGCUACAUUCUCAAAAUCAUUGAUGUAUGCUAGGGGAGACGCAUUGAGCCAAGAAGCACGGGGAAAGGGAGUCAAUAUUCAACUUGGCCCGACGAUAGGUCCUAUUGGAAGGCAACCACGAGGAGGAAGGAAUUGGGAAGGCUUUGGUGCUGAUCCUAGUCUCCAAGGUUUUGGAGGAUCUGAGACCAUCAAAGGAAUGCAAGCCAAUGGUGUGAUAGCCACCGUCAAGCACUGGGUCGCCAACGAGCAAGAGCAGUAUCGCAUGGACAUAGUUCCUCAUGGCACCAUGAAAGCACUUAGCGCUAAUAUCGACGACCGAACAUUGCACGAGCUUUACGCUUGGCCCUUCAUGGAUGCCAUCAAAGUUGGAGUCGGUGCAGUUAUGACAAGUUACAAUGAUGUGAACGGAAGUGCGGCAUCACAAAACAGCAAGUUGAUCAAUGGUAUCUUGAAAGAUGAAUUUGGUUUCCAGGGCUUGGUCAUGAGUGACUGGCUAUCUCACAUUGGAGGAGUUUCGGCAGCAUUGUCAGGUCUUGAUAUGUCAAUGCCGGGAGAUGGUGCAAUUCCUUUCCUUGGGUUGUCUUACUGGGCAUCCGACCUUUCUAAAAGCAUUUUGAACGGUACUGUUCCGCUCGAGCGCUUAAACGACAUGGCUACUCGAAUUGUUGCAACCUGGUUUCAAUUUGGUCAAGACAAAGAUUAUCCUCUACCAAAUUUCUCAGCCAACACUGCUGAUCGUGAAGGACCGUGUUACCCCGCUGCACUUAUCUCGCCCACUUGCGCUGUAAACCAAUAUGUCAAUGUUCAAGGAGAUCACGCAUCUAUCGCCCGACAGGUUUCUCGAGAAGCCAUCACGCUGUUGAAGAAUGAUAACAAAACAUUACCUUUGUCUUCUUCGGCUACUCUAAAAGUCUUCGGCUCAGAUGCUCAGACAAACCCUGACGGUCCUAAUGCUUGCAAUCAACGCAAUUGCAACAAAGGUGUUCUUGGAAUGGGCUGGGGGAGUGGAACUGCAAAUUAUCCUUACAUGGAUGCUCCGAUAGAUGCAAUUAAGCGAAGAGCUUCAGCUGUGACUUACUACUCGAGUGACUCCUUCCCAGGAGGUCUUAUGGCCACUGCCGGAGACAUCGCAAUUGUUUUCAUAAGCAGCGACUCCGGAGAGAACCAACAUACCGUGGAAGGCAAUAAUGGUGAUCGUUCAGCAAGUGGUCUCUACGCCUGGCACAACGGCGAUGCACUCGUAAAAUCCGCCGCUGCCAAGUAUGCAACUGUGAUUGUUGUGGUCCACACCGUAGGGCCGAUACUCGUGGAAGAAUGGGCAGAUCUUCCGUCCGUGAAAUCGAUUGUCUUUGCACAUCUUCCAGGACAAGAAGCAGGAAACUCACUCACAGACAUCCUCUUCGGCGACUACUCUCCAAGUGGCCAUCUACCCUAUUCGAUCCCUAAGAAAGAGAACGACUAUCCAGCCUCCGUAAGUCUCAAAGGCUUCCAAUUUUUCCAAGUCCAAGACACCUUCUCCGAAGGCCUCUACAUCGAUUACCGCUACCUCAACAAACACUCCAUCGCCCCCCGCUACGCCUUCGGCACCGGACUAUCCUACACCACAUUCUCCUACUCCGCCCUCAUACUCACCUCCAACAUCCCCCUCUCCGCUCUCCCUCCGGCGCGCGCACCAAAGGGUUCCACUCCAAUCUACACCUCUGCCAUCCCAGCCGCAGCAGAAGUAGCCUGGCCCAGCAACUUCCCCCGGAUCUGGCGCUACCUGUACCCCUACAUCGACAACCCCUCCGCCAUAACCGCGACAGGAAAAUACAACUACCCAGCCGGAUACUCGACGACUCCUAAACCUGACCCCCCAUCUGGCGGUGACGAAGGCGGAAACCCGGCGCUCUGGGAUAUCAUGUUCACGCUCUCUGUGACCGUAAUCAACACCGGCAGCGUAGCGGGCAAAGAAGUCGUCAUGGUGUUCCUGCAACAUCCGUCGGACUCUCCAUACGAUACGCCUGUCAUCCAGUUAAGGAAUUUCGAGAAGACGGAGACGUUGGUGCCGGGUGGGAAUCAAGUGCUGAGUAUCGGUGUGACGAGACGCGAUCUCAGUGUUUGGGAUACGGUGCAGCAGAAUUGGGUUAUUCCUGUUAGUGCGACACAGCCAUUCUUGUUUUGGAUCGGGAAUGGGAGUGGGAACUUGACUGUUGCUUGUGAAAGUCUAAGUGGUGUUUGUGAGGGUGGAAGGGUUAAGCCUGUUGCUUAG